AUGAGUGACCUUAAUAUCUUUAUCACGUCAGAUUUAACGUCAUCGGAGAGACGCAUCUCGCCUCAAUGGAAUCUUCACUACCUCAAACAAAGACUAGAACAAAUCACAGGUGUUGAGCCGAGAAACCAAGUUUUGCAAUAUUUCCCAAACAAAUAUUCUAACGAGUUUCAUAAGAUACUGCAUAAUGAUUCUGGUAUUCGAGAUGAGGAUGUUUUAUUAUCAUCAUUGGGAUUGAAAGAUUACAGCAGAAUCCAUGUGAUUGAUUCCGACCCAUACUCAACUACAAACCAGCUUACUAAUGAGUCAUCUCCUUCCAACAUACCUCUCGCGCCAGGUUCGUCGAGCAAUGGCGCACCAGUUGAGGGCGAGUUCCAGCUAUCAGAAGAAGAAUACAAGAGACGAGCCAAUUCUGUUUUGAAUUGGAAAGCGCAGAACAAACUAGGCCGGUUCAACCCGGAGUACCAAACAUUGCAGGCACAACAACAGGCCAAGGACCGAGAAGCAUUGGCCAACAUCCAUGUUGGGGAUCGAUGCAGAGUUAUCAAUAUUUCAGGGGAGAGAAGAGGGGUAGUGAAAUAUACCGGGAAAAUCGAAGUUUUGGAUAAUGGAGAAAAGGAGUGGGUAGGGAUAGAAUUUGAUGAACCUGUAGGAAAGAAUAGUGGAAACAUUGGAACAAUUCAAGUAUUUGAUUGCCGACCGGGACAUGGAAGUUUUGUUAAACCUACCACCGUUGAAGUUGGCGAUUUCCCAGAAUUAGAUCCAUUUGAUGAUAUGGACGAUCUGGAUGAGGAGUUGUGA
Molecule: messenger RNA, 798 nt
Organism: Lodderomyces elongisporus
Lineage: Eukaryota; Fungi; Ascomycota; Pichiomycetes; Serinales; Debaryomycetaceae
Exons: 1
Coding region: 1-798 (265 amino acids)
Biological process (GO): cytoplasmic microtubule organization
Cellular component (GO): cytoplasm; microtubule plus-end; nucleus
Molecular function (GO): microtubule plus-end binding
Source: RefSeq, a predicted model, not a curated record